CCUUCGGGACAGCAUGAAUGGGAUGGGCGGGGCGGUCCCUUCCCAAGCGGCGCUGCCAUUGGCUCCGCCGCUCCCCCGUGGCCCCGCCCCUCCAUCAGCCGCGCGCUAUAAUUGGCGCUGCGGGGCGCGGGCUCCGCUGUCCGCCCGCAGGGUCCCGCCGCCGCCGGUCCGUCCCCGCCGCCCCACGCUAUGAAGGUCGCUGCCGUUGUCCCGUCGCCGCUGCCCGCGGGCGCCGGUGGCGCGCUGAAGGCGGUGCGGCCCGGGGAGGCCGCCCGCUGCGGGCCGGGGCCGGGGGCGUCCCCGGGGGCGGCGGAGCAGGCGGCCGCCGCGCUGCUCUACGACAUGAAGGGCUGCUACUCGCGGCUGCGGGCGCUCGUCCCGACCCUGCCGCGGCACCGGCGGGUCUCCAAGGUGGAGCUGCUGCAGCACGUUAUCGACUACAUCUGGGACCUGCAGCUGGCGCUGCAGCGAGGGCCCCCCCGCCCCGCCGCCGCCGCCGGGGACCCCCCCGAGGCUCCGUGCGUGCCCGCUGCCGACCGGAUCCUCUGCCGCUGAGACCGUUCCGGACCCGCCGCGGACAUCCCGGGACCGUGGCCGCCUGCAUCCCGGGUCCCCCCGGGGGGGGGAUCCCCCCCGCAGCCCGGGCCGGGGGUGCUGCCCGAUGUAUCCUUCUCAGAUUGCUGAGAGCAUUCCCCGUAUUGUAUAUUACAAUGAUGCUGGAGAAUAUUGUUCUACAAUAGCUGGAGUUUUGUUAUUAAACAAGCCCUGAUGACCA
Molecule: messenger RNA, 775 nt
Organism: Pezoporus flaviventris
Lineage: Eukaryota; Metazoa; Chordata; Aves; Psittaciformes; Psittacidae
Gene: ID1
Product: inhibitor of DNA binding 1
Exons: 2
Coding region: 190-555 (121 amino acids)
Biological process (GO): negative regulation of transcription by RNA polymerase II; cell differentiation; circadian regulation of gene expression
Cellular component (GO): nucleus; cytoplasm
Molecular function (GO): transcription regulator activity; protein dimerization activity
Source: RefSeq, a predicted model, not a curated record